AUGACAAUGAAACAAGCACAUGAAAGCGACAGCUUGGAAGACUUGUCGGGAACUUUGUCAUCGACGCAUAUCAACACAGACGAGAACCUCACAGCAGACAAACUGCUGGAUGAACUGCCGUUACCGCAACAGCAGCAACAACAAGACGGUCUCUACAUGAAUGGUGCGAAUGCUACCAGUCGAAACACAUAUGAUCAGUUCUUUGAGGAAGUUUCUUUGGAUUUACCUAGAGAUUCUCAGCACUAUCGCCAACAACAACAGCAACAACAAGAUGCAGAGCAGCCUUCUCGACUGAUGAAAUUCAUGCCUCGUCGCGGUACUGCUGCUACCAAUGGUCAUGCCAGCAAAUCGUUCUCAAUGUCAUCACCCACAUCCACAAUAGCAGCAGCAGCAGCAGCAGCAGCAGACAAUACAAUCACUCCCUCUGAUAUCUCGGGCCCAUUUUACUCUAUUUCAGAUGUGCUCGAUGACUCGGUAUCUCCCACCGCAACAGCUGCUGCUAUGGCUGCUGCUAGUGCAUCCCAUCAUCACCAUGGCAACGACGACACUUACGAUUCCAUAGACAUGUCUCAGCCCACAGUCAACCCAAGAGCAGCUAGACGUAAUGUCAAUGAGGCAGAAGUCGUUGUGACAUCAGGAGGCGCUUCUAUCCCAACGAGAAGAAAAUCAACUCUGAACCCUUUUAAACGAUCAAAAUCCAUCAGCCAAAAACCAUCACCACUAGAAACAGUUAUUUCUAAAACUCGCCCAAGAAUGCUGCCGCCCAAAGAUCCUCACGAAGAAAAAAAGCACUUGCAGGAAUACGAAUCCAUGAUGAAGCAAGCCAAGAAAUUAGAAGCCAAAAAGCAGCGAGAAUCCAACAAAAAACGAGAGGAAAAGGACAAGAAGGCUAGCUAUGCUAUUCAUACCUGGGAGAACGACAUUAUUCCUCAUUGGAAAUCACGCAUCAAGGAUAAACGCACUAUGGUGUUGUGGGAUCAAGGGAUACCACCUCGUUGUAGAAGAAAAGUAUGGUGCCUCAAAAUUGGCAAUCAGCUGAAUAUCACAAAGAAUACUUUUGGCGAAUGCACAAGGCGUGUGCCUCAAGCAGUUCGUCAAAAUAAUAAAAGUACUACUGCAAACGGGGAAUCGCAUGGUGCACCGAUGCCUAUCGUCACUGCAAGCCAUCAUACCACAUACGAUCCCUACCAUCCUACAGCAGCGACAGCAGCAGCAACGUCCUCAUCAGAGCAAGUAUAUAGGCGCACACGACAACGAAGAACCAGCAGUUUAGACGUGCUGAGAGAAAGAAAAGAGGAUCAACAUGGCCACCACGAGGACGAGGAUGAAGAGAUUGAGGAAGAGGAGCAAGAUCGUGUGGCUGGAUUCUCCAAUUUCACCAAUAUGCCCACGGAACAUACGUCGUCGUCAACAUACUCUUUUACCAGCAAUGAUGAUCAUUUCGAUCGCUAUAGUCAAAGUGAAGGAGGGAGAAGUGCAUUAGAAUUGGGAUCCACACAGAGUCAUGAUGGUGGUGAUGAUGACAGCAUUGGCGUGGAAGAUGAUGACGAGGAAGAGGAGACGGAUGCCAUCAGUGAUCAAGAUGAGGGGCCAGAUGGUGGAGACAUGGAUGACGAUAAAGUGCUAAGGGAUCCUGCAGCCAUCAAUUUCUUAAACAAGGCCAUUGAUGAGGAUAUAUUGCGUACAUUGCCCAGUCUAUGUGUAUUUCAACCUGACGGUCCAUUGUUCAUGUCGCUUCGAAAAGUGCUUCAUGCAUAUGUAGGGUAUCGACCCAACAUGACCUAUUCUCGAGGCGCCUCCUUUUUAGCAGGCGUUUUAUUACUCAACAUGGGCGCUCAAGAAACCUUUUCAGCGCUCAUCAACAUGAUCAGUUCCAGCCAAGUCCUAUCCGCCCUCUACAACUCGGACGAAAAGAGAAUCCAAGGCUUCUUCAAAGUGUUUAAUGUCAUUUUUGCUGAAAACCUACCCAAACUCUACCUGCAUUUCAAGAAUCUGACACUGACACCUGAAAACUACUUGCCCGACUGGUUCAUGACCAUAUUUGCUUCUAUUAUACCACUGGAAUUAUCGUCUCGUCUAUGGGACAUUUAUCUGCUGCAUGGCGACAUCAUUUUAUUUCGUACCGGUCUUGUGGUGCUCAAGUAUUUAGAGCCCUUGCUGUGGGGUGGUGGGUUUAGCGAGACGGUCAAGAUCCUCAACAUGGGGUUUGUAGGUGAACAUCGUGGCGAGGAAGUCAAGGCGGCGUUGGCUGUCAGUGGACAUAUUACGGAGGGGGAUGAGGAUCCCUUUUUUGACGAAAUAUUGGGUCGUAAGGGUGUGCAUCUGAGUGAAACAAGGUUCAAUGAAUUACUAGGGGCUCAUAUGCCUCGUUCCACUGCUACUGCUACUCAUAGUACUAUUACCAAUAUACAAUAA
Mucor velutinosus is the source of this 2415-nucleotide messenger RNA. RefSeq names its product ribose-5-phosphate isomerase rki1. Bases 1 to 2415 code for a protein of 804 amino acids. NCBI's taxonomy places the organism in Eukaryota, Fungi, Mucoromycota, Mucoromycetes, Mucorales, Mucoraceae. The record is from RefSeq and is a predicted model, not a curated record. The transcript has 5 exons.